ACUUACGUUUGUAGUCUCUGUACCAAAACCCGCAAAACGUUGAGAUCGAGAUUCUCAACGCAACAGAUAACGCUACUGUCUAUAACUCUAAGCAACAUUUACACAAACACGUUACAGGCACACAGAAAAACAUGUUCACAAUCUUUCAAACUUACAACAAUUUAAUUCUACAAGCUGUACUUUCUCUUUCCCUUACUUUACUUCUCACUUACCUCAAAAUCCCGGUUCUUUUCUUGCAAGGUCUUUUCACAUAUGUUCACCCUGAUCAUGUUGGUAAUAACAAUACUCAACAGGGUGUUAGAGCUGCCAUUCGAAGACCCUCAAGCUCCGAUUCAGGUUCUGGCCUUGAUGGGUUCCAGACGUUAUCGUCUAAAACAAAUGCUGAGCUCAAGAAGAGGAGUAAAGCCAAAGAAAAGUUUGAAUUCGAUGAAAAUAAUGCUCAGAUCUUUAGAUUGAAACUCGAUGAAGGUCAUCUUCAAACUCGGAUUUAUUUUAAGGAGUAUAAUAGUUCGUUUAUUUACUCAUUUGUUGGAUUGUCUUGUUUGUUGCUUUACUUAUAUUUGGAUGGGAAUCAAGAUUCUGGGGUUUUGGGUAAUGGAGUUUUAGUCGUUAUUUUUCUGGGGUUUGUUAGUUUCUCCAAAGUGUUUACAUCGUUAUUAAAAUUGUCGUUUGAGAAAUCUGCAUCGAAGAGGUCAGAGAGGCAACUGAGUUUGAUUGUUGGGUUUCUGGGGUUUGUUUUAGGUCUCAUGAUUUGUUCUGGGAUUGUUCCUAAAGUUUUGGAUUUUGAUUUUGGUUCCAUUGAUGGGUUUGGGAAGAUCUUUGUUGCCGUUUUAAUGGGUUGCAUUGCGGGUGUUCUUUAUAUGCCUGCAGGAAAGAGUGCUAGGUCAUUUUGGCUCGGAACUGAUCAGCUUCGGUGCAAUUUGCCUAUAAUUUAUUGUGGGUGGUUUGCUAGAAUGAUUCUAUAUGCUAACUAUUUGUUGAUUGUUUCUACGGCUUUGCUUUGGAUUAAUCCAUUGGCUGAAAUUCUUGUCAAGAAGAGGAUUAAUGAUAGUAAAGGAGCAAAUGCAACUAGUAAUAUCAGAGAUGCGGAGAAUUUGGUUGGGAAUGUUGGUUUUUCUCAGGAAGAUUUUAACAAGCUUAGGAAUUGGUUGUUGUUGUUUUCGGGUAUCAUUCAAAUUGUAGCUUUACGUCCAAACUUGCAGAUGUAUUUGAAUGAAGCCGUUUUGUCUUGGUACCAAAGAUUGCAUGCUAGCAAGGUCCCAGAUUUGGAUUUCAGUAGGGCUAAGGUUUUCCUGCACAAUCACUACUUGUGUCUUGUGGUUCUGCAGUUUUUCGCACCAGCAAUCAUGGUACUUCUCUUUCUUGGCAUGUCUGUAAUUGAUGGUAGCUCAUUAAAAAAUUUCAGAUGGGUUUGUGAUUUAAUUUCUUGCUCCGCAUUUGUUAAAGAAGUAGGUUUAUUUAUGGCUUGGUGGGUUGUCUUUGUUUGGGCUAUUUACACUUCAAUAAGCCUUUUGUUGUAUCGUCAUGGCAUUUCAUAUGUUUCUUAACGAAUUUGACUUUUUGUAUUUGCCUAAAUAUUUGGCCAUUGUAUUUUUGUCAAAUUUUGAGAAACCGUGUUUGUGCUUCUAAAUUCUUGUGGAUUCCUAUAUUUUUAAUUGAUGCGCUG
Molecule: messenger RNA, 1666 nt
Organism: Pistacia vera
Lineage: Eukaryota; Viridiplantae; Streptophyta; Magnoliopsida; Sapindales; Anacardiaceae
Exons: 1
Coding region: 132-1547 (471 amino acids)
Source: RefSeq, a predicted model, not a curated record